Messenger RNA from Carica papaya (papaya), 1534 nucleotides. The record is from RefSeq and is a predicted model, not a curated record. NCBI's taxonomy places the organism in Eukaryota, Viridiplantae, Streptophyta, Magnoliopsida, Brassicales, Caricaceae.
AUGGGUGGAGCUCCUGAUUUCCAAAUAGUUCUAGCAGGGAAACCUGUUGGUUCGAAAUUGGCUUGCAUUCAAUCUGACUACUACUUUGACAUGGAGUAUUGUGUGGAGUAUUCAACAUUUAGAACCUUGCAUAAUAAUAAAUCUUUCAAGAGCCCUGAUUUACCAUUAGCUAGUUGCAGCGGAAAUGUCCCUGCAAUAGCCAGUACAAACUCACAUCAUGAAAGUAGCAAAGCAGAGUUGGCAUUGCUUGAUCUUUAUUCAGGCUGUGGUGGAAUGUCAACUGGAUUGUGCCUGGGUGCCAAAGUUUCUGGAGUUGAUUUAGUGACGAGAUGGUCUGUUGACAGUGAUGAAGCUGCAUGUGAAAGCUUGAAAUUAAAUCAUCCUGAGACUCAUGUCAGGAAUGAUUCGGCAGAGGAUUUCCUCCAACUACUGAAAGAAUGGGAAAAGCUAUGCAAAAGAUAUAUCACUUGGGACAUGAAAGGAAGAAUUCAAUCAAGAUCAAUGGCCUCCAAGAAGGCCAUAGAUGCUGAUAGCAAUGAUGAGUUAGCUCCUGGUGAAUUUGAAGUUGGGAAGCUGGUAGAUAUACAUUAUGGUAGUUCAAAUAAAAAAGGAAAGCGUGGUCUAAAAUUUAAGGUGCACUGGAAAGGUUACAGUGAUAGGGAAGAUACUUGGGAACCAAUUGACGAGUUAAGUAAUUGCCAAGAGCUGAUAUGUGACUUUGUUAGAGAGGGAUUCAGGUCCAAGAUCUUGCCACUUCCAGGUGACGUUGAUGUUAUUUGUGGCGGCCCUCCUUGCCAGGGUAUUAGUGGUUACAAUCGUUAUAGAAGUUUUGAUUGUCCUUGGGAUGAUGAAAGAAAUCGACAAAUUGGAGUCUUCAUGGACAUAGUAGAAUUCUUGAAACCAAAGUUUGUAUUGAUGGAAAAUGUGGUUGAUAUCUUGAGAUUUGAUAAGGCCUCUCUUGCAAGAUACGCUUUAAGUCGUUUGGUACAUAUGAAGUACCAAGCAAGACUUGGUAUUAUGGCAGCUGGUUGUUACGGUCUUCCACAGUUCCGUAUGCGUGUUUUCGUAUGGGGAGCUCAUCCUAGUGAGAAACUGCCUCAAUUCCCACUUCCUACACAUGAUGUUAUUGUCAAAUUAUGGCCUCCACCUGAGUUUGAGCGAAAUACUGUUGCUUAUGAUGAAGGCCAAGCUCUUGAACUAGAAAAAGCUGUUGUUCUUCAAGACGCCAUUUCUGAUCUUCCAGCUGUCUCAAACCAAGAGAGUCGUGAAAAGAUGUCAUAUGACAAGCUUCCAGAAACGGAGUUUCAAAGAUAUAUAAGAUCAACUAAAUAUGGUAAUAUAUUUUUCAGUUGCAAUGUGUAACAGCUAUUAUACCUACUUCCCUCUUUUUCUUUUUUUUGUCAACAAAAUCUUCUUUUCCUAUCGGUAUAUUCAUAUAUAAGUGCAUAUAUUUUGUUAUCAUAAAGGGUCACAAUUGGAAGAUUAGUCACAGAACAGAAAAAUAAAAUAGAAGUAAUCAAAAAGUAUACAAGCA